Molecule: messenger RNA, 3312 nt
Organism: Musa acuminata subsp. malaccensis (wild Malaysian banana)
Lineage: Eukaryota; Viridiplantae; Streptophyta; Magnoliopsida; Zingiberales; Musaceae
Product: protein-tyrosine-phosphatase MKP1
Biological process (GO): protein dephosphorylation
Molecular function (GO): protein tyrosine/serine/threonine phosphatase activity
Source: RefSeq, a predicted model, not a curated record
AGUUACUUCCUGGCUUUCUUUGGCUCCUUCUCAAGCUCCAUUUUUUUCUGAAUCCAGUGCGUCCUGCUGGCGAAAAGCUAAAAUUCGACUCAUUCCCUAUUUUUCGAGCCUAAAUUUGGGGGUUUUGAUGCAUUUUGGCUCAUUUUGGCUUUAUUUUGAGUAAAAAUUUCAUCUUGCUUAUUGUUUAGGUUUGAGAGGAUGUCGAUCUGGUUCUGAUUGGAGUCGAGGAGUACGAUUUAGGGUUUCUUUCAGGCGCUGUUUGAGAGGGCGAGUGCGGCGAUGGGAGGUGAAGAGGAUUCCGCCGCCGGGCCGCUCCCCGGUGGCCGGAGAACUUUCUGGAGAUCGGCGUCGUGGUCUGCUUCCCGGACCUCCGCCCUGGACCACCCCAGGGAUUGUGCCUCCGAGGAGAAGAGCGCGAGCAAUGGACAGUUCAAGCACCGCAUGGUACCUCCUCUUACCCCUAGAUCCCAGACCCAGAAGGCUAGGUCUUGCCUCCCGCCUCUCCAGCCGCUCGCGAUCUCCCGCCGGAGCUUGGGUGAGUGGCCGAAGGCGGGCUCUGACGACAUCGGAGAGUGGCCACACCCCCCGACCCCAGGUGCAAAGCCUGACGCCCUAAAGCUGGGUGAUAGCUUAAAGCUGGAUCUUUCCUCACUGAGAUCCCAAGGAAAGAGGGAUCAGAUCGCCUUCUUUGACAAGGAGUGUUCCAAGGUUGCAGAUCAUAUAUACCUUGGUGGAGAUUACGUGGCUAGGAACCGUGAAAUCCUCCGGCAGCAUGGGAUCACCCAUGUCCUAAAUUGCGUUGGCUUUGUCUGCCCGGAGUAUUUCAAGUCGGAUCUUGUUUACAAGACCCUUUGGUUGCAAGAUAGCCCGACAGAGGAUAUCACGAGCAUCUUGUAUGAUGUGUUUGAUUACUUUGAGGAUGUUCGACAGCAGGGGGGGAGAGUGUUUGUCCACUGCUGCCAGGGCGUUUCGCGGUCCACCUCGCUGGUUAUAGCUUACCUGAUGUGGAGGGAAGGGCAGAGCUUUGAUGAUGCCUUUCAGUUUGUAAAGGCAGCAAGAGGGAUUGCCAACCCGAACAUGGGUUUUGCUUGUCAGCUGCUGCAGUGCCAGAAGAGGGUGCAUGCUAUCCCACUGAGCCCCAAUUCAGUGCUGAGGAUGUACCGAAUGGCACCUCACUCACCGUAUGAUUCUUUGCACCUUGUCCCGAAGAUGUUAAAUGAUCCUUCUCCAGCUGCACUAGAUUCGAGGGGCGCAUUCAUAAUUCAUGUCCUCUCAUCAAUUUAUGUGUGGAUUGGUAAGAUUUGUGAGUCCAUUAUGGAGAAGGAUGCAAAAGCUGCAGCGUUUCAGGUUGUAAGGUAUGAACGAGUACAGGGGCCAAUCGUGAUGAUUGAAGAAGGGAAGGAGCUCUUGGACUUUUGGGAGAAGUUCUUGAGUGCUAUACCUUCAGAUGAUGGAACAAAGAUUAAGAAGGUACAAAUUGAGUCAGCAACCAAGACUGGCAUAGGGAAAAGGAGAGUUGAGUCCUAUGAUGUAGAUUUUGAGCUUUUCUACAAGGCUCUUUCUGGAGGUAUCGUGCCACCAUUUUCCUCUUCAGGACAUGAGUAUGAGAUGCACCUUCCGACAAGAGAAAGCAACUGGAGUGUGUUAAGGCGGAAGUUUAUACCUGGAAACAUUAGUCGAGUUUUUUUAGAUACUGCAUCAUCGAAAGAUAUGGAUACCCACUCUGAUAGGUUGCGGUCACUGAAUGCAGAGACAUUGAUUUCCCCUCCAUAUUCAUCUCCCAGCUCUCACUCCUCUGAUUCAAGCACUUGCUCAAAGUCUAGUUUAGACUCACCUUCAGUUUCUCCUUCCGCAUGCUCUACUCCUCUUGUGCUGUCACCUGAAUCACAUGACAUGCCUGACACUUUGCUGUCAUCAACUGGGCCUUCCCCACAAAUUCUGAGCACCAUCAAAUCAUCAAAACCAUCUUUCAGAGCAAUAUGUUCCUCUAAACAUCUAGCACAGUCUAUUGCUGAAAGAAGGGGAGGCUUUUCACCCUUGAAACUGCCAACACUCUGCAAAGGUCCUUCACUAAUAUCCAAGAAGGUGUUAAAUACAUCUUCUGCUUGUGAUAGUACACAAGAAGUCAUAGAUAAAAGUAAUAUUAGUGAAACCACAGGCAAUGAUGCUAUAGGCUGUACAAGUAGUGUAAGACUAGAGUCAGAUGUCAAAUGCUUAGGUGAAUCUACAAUUAGUAGUUCCGAAAACUAUGCAGACAAUAAGGGAAAUCAUCGGCAACAAGAUGAUCAAUUUUUACAAGGCUCAUCUAGACUUGUUGAUAUUAGAUCAGAGAACGCAAGUCCAAAACUGCCACUAGUGUACCGCUGGCCUAGUAUGGAAAAGCUAGCAACAUUUUCUACAGAGGGUCUCGAUUCAAAAGCAGUGUUUCUUUUUUUGAUUCCUAGUACCAGAAGUGGAGACACAGGUAGUAGUGUUCAUUUGUGGAUAGGGAGUGAAUUUGAACAGGCAAAUGGGCAAACUCAACUAAGAAGCAGUAGGGACAAUCUUAUUGUUUCAAUUGAUUGGCACCAAGUUGGACGUGAUUUUCUUAGUUCAGUUGGUCUGCCAAAGGAUCUCCCAAUUAAGGUUGUGAAAGAAGAAGAGACAGUGAGGCUGUUGGAACUUCUGAACUCUACUUAAGGUUGUCUCUGCCACAAAAUGUUUUAGCGCCUAACAACUCAGUCAUGCUCUGGUACUUUUCCUGGCAAUUUCACACAAUGGAGUUUCUUAUAGCAUUUUGCUUGGAUGGUAUUGCUCCGGAAGCUAUCAAUUAGAUUGCCAGAAAGUUGUCUAUCCAGACUAGGGAUUUGGCAAGCAUGGACACACGUUAUGGUCCCCAGUAAACUCAAGCAGUAUGGCAAAAGAAAAAGCAAAAGAGCGAAAUCUGAUUAUUAGGACCCAUUGUGCAGGUCGUACUGAAUUAGUCAUCCUAAGGAAUCAACUUUGUCUUUUGUAACUUUUACUAAUGUCUUUCUACUGGAGUUGAGAGAAGGGGCCUUCAUUGUGCUCCUUAGCCAAUGAAAAGUUACGAAAUGAAACGGUGCUCGAACUUUUAGUAUCAUCCCCGAAGAUGAAGAUUCUCAACAUUUCAUAUGACCAUAUUGUGCCCUUGCUGUUGUCUAGCAUUCUAUUAGUUCUUUUAAGGUUUAUUAGCAGUCUCACAAGAUCUUGCCAGUGAAUUUAAGGAACUGUUAGAAAGUUUUUCUGCUGCAAUUUUGGCCAUAGUCGAACUUUCGUUGACAAGGCUUCAAUAUGUUGCUUCUUUGGCAUUAA